AUGAGUCUUGAAGAAUACCAGGAAAAACUGGCCAAGGCAGAAAAUGAGCUCAAGGACUCGAGAUCAAACUGCGAACAAGCAGCGCUAUUUGGCAAACAGCUUCUGGGCGAAAACGGUCGAUUGAAGGAGCAACUUGCAUCGGCCAACGAGAUCCUGGCAAAAGAGCGAAAGCGGUGUCAAGAUCUCUUGGCAGAAACCGUUGAUGUCGAGGAGAGAUGCGAGCGAGAUUUCGCAGAACAAAAAGACAUCUUGACUGCAGAAAAGGAGAGUUUAAAGAAACAGCUGAUUGCGAAGCAAACUGAAGCUACUUCUUUGAGGUCUCAAAAUGAAGAGUCCCAAAAUAAGCUCGUAGAAAAAGACAACGAAAUCAAAAGCCUCCGCGAAAAGAUCCAAGAGUCUCAGAAAGCGACAGAGAAGACCGGAAUGAUCGAAGAGGAAGAGUACAAGAAGAAGAUAUCGGCAAUAGAAGAGAAAGUGAUAGAAUAUGAGACGCAGGCGCGAUCGAUGAUGAGCUCGCUCGAAAUGGCAAGGAAGAAAAUGGACGAAGAUCAAAAGCAGACGAAGGAGUUGACGGAGCAAAAUCAACAGCUUGUCAUUUCUAACGACGAAAAAUCCGAAACUAUUGAUAAGCUGCAAGAGAGAGUCAACGAUCUGGAAUUCGAAGUUCAAGAACUCAAAGCUGCUGCGUCAAAUUCUCAAACUGCUCCAGAAGCGCUUGGCCAGGGAAACUCAUUGUUCAACGAAGUCGAGGAUCAGCGACAACUUACUGCGCAAAAGUUGAGAGACCUCGAAGAAAACUACAAGGGAAAGAUCGAAAACUUUGACGCUCUGGAGAAGAAAGUCAAAGAACUGACAAGGUUCAAGAUUACGGCCGAAAAAGAGCUAAGAACCAAGCGUUUCACAGAGGCUAGCAACAAGCGUCUUAGCGAAGAGAAUAAAGAGCUCACUGUAGCGAGAAAUCUGGCUGUUGAACAAGCUGAAUAUUAUAAGGGCUUACAAAAGGCAACGGAAAGUGACAACGCAUCUGAUCCGAGCCAGCACCGCAUCAGACUGAACCAGAAAGAAGCGGAAAUACGAAAUCUGAACUCUCGGAUCCACACAAUUAUGCUUGACAAGAUCGGCCUCUCCGACAAGAUUAAGGAUCUCAACAACCAGCUCAAAUUUGUUGAGGAGAAAAAUGCGAAUUUAGAGCUCCGACUUUCGAAAAAUCAAUUUCUGAUACCGAAGAAAGUCCUCAAAAGCCCCUUGCAGCUCAGAAACCAGUCAACAAGGAAAUAA
Oikopleura dioica is the source of this 1278-nucleotide messenger RNA. NCBI's taxonomy places the organism in Eukaryota, Metazoa, Chordata, Appendicularia, Copelata, Oikopleuridae. The record is from the annotation of a GenBank genome assembly.